This is a messenger RNA of Microthlaspi erraticum, 723 nucleotides long. The record is from the annotation of a GenBank genome assembly. NCBI's taxonomy places the organism in Eukaryota, Viridiplantae, Streptophyta, Magnoliopsida, Brassicales, Brassicaceae.
AUGGUUGCAUCAGCUUCAGAGAGUACGUUCGCAGAGGAAUACUACAACCUCCGCUCGGAGAGAGUGACUCAGAUUCUUGUCUCCAACUCGACGCCUGACUCAGUGAGUCACGAGAGCAAAACAGAGCAAAACGAGAAAUCGAAGAAGACUAAACCGGUUAAAGAUUCCGGCAAACACCCGGUUUAUCGCGGCGUGAGGAUGAGGAAUUGGGGAAAAUGGGUGUCGGAGAUUCGUGAGCCGAGGAAGAAGUCGCGUAUCUGGCUCGGAACCUUCCCGACGCCGGAGAUGGCGGCCCGUGCGCACGACGUGGCGGCUCUUAGUAUAAAAGGAACCUCCGCCAUACUAAACUUCCCUGAACUCGCUGAGUCAUUCCCUCGGCCCGUCUCGCUAAGCCCUAGAGACAUUCAAACCGCAGCUCUCAAAGCCGCACACAUGGAACCAACGACGUCGUUUUCCUCGUCGCAGUCUUCUUCUCCUUCGUCAUCUUCUUCGCUUGAUUCUCUCGUGUCAGUGAUGGACCUCUCGAGGACUGAGUCGGAGGAGCUUGACGAGAUCGUGGAGCUUCCAAGGCUCGGAGCGAGUUACGACGUGGACAUUGGGAGCGAGUUUGUUUACUCUGACUCAAUGGACUACUGUUUAUAUCCUCCGCCGUGGGGACAGUGGUCGGAAGAAAGCUACGGAGUUAUCCCUAAUUUCAACCAAGGCUUAUCAUGGGAUCUCUAA